Molecule: messenger RNA, 4580 nt
Organism: Dreissena polymorpha
Lineage: Eukaryota; Metazoa; Mollusca; Bivalvia; Myida; Dreissenidae
Product: putative helicase MOV-10
Exons: 20
Coding region: 302-3433 (1043 amino acids)
Molecular function (GO): 5'-3' RNA helicase activity; RNA binding
Source: RefSeq, a predicted model, not a curated record
CAUCUCUGGUCGACGUAUGACGUAGUGCGAGAAAUUUUAACUCAAUCAUAUGCGAUAUCAAUAACAGUUGGCAAUUGAUAGCAUGCACAACUAUUUGCAAACCUUAAUAUCCGAUAUUCAGCUGCGGAACACUUGAGCCUCGCUCUUGGAAAAACGGGCUUAAUGGAUGUGCAUAAAGGAUUGCCCAAUAGAAGCAUAUGAAGUCUGCACAUGCUAAGCAGGGGCAACACUUUACUCCUUGAUUGGAUAUUCAUUUAGAAGCAGGUUUUCCUUUGAGCAUUAAUCGUCUGCAUUCUCCAAAAUGGCUCGAGGUUCAGUGCCAACUCGAGAAGUAGAACGAUUUUUGAAUUUCAUCCGAGCAGAAAAUGUUGAUGGCAAUAUCUUCAAGAGAGAUAAGGUGCGCAUUUUAUUCAAAACACGAUUUCAAAACGAACGCUCAACAGGAAAUAGAUAUUCAUUCGGUCAAAUGAUGAGACAGAUGACACAGUCCAGAAUAGCACAUGAAUUAGGCGACUAUUAUAUCUUCGGUAACGAAGUACAAGUUCUAUUUGAAAGAAUUGCGAACAAUUCGGAGUUUACGAAUACGUUAGAAGAUUGGAGAAAAACUGCUAGGAAUAAUCCGUUGUUUUGUGAGAUUUGUGGGAUCGUUUGUACGUCUGAGAGAUCGCUUGUUGAACACCAAUUAGGCAGCAGACACCGCAUUCGCAAACUGCAUGUGGACAUUUAUCAAAGGAGGACUGAGCUGAGUCGGGUUCCUGAAGGUCUGCGCCUCGAGUGCAAUCCAACCAUUCAAAAUGGAAGAAUGGAAAUGAAAUGCAAACCUGGAGAGAUUAAGACAAUGACCAUCAACAUACAGAAUUGCGUUACUGAGCAAGGUGUUGAUGUUGUCUUGCAAAGACACAUAUUUCUGUGGGACACGGGUAUGUUCACGCUGUACAUGAGGUCUGGUCGAGGGGGACAAAACCAAUGGAGUGUUUACAAUCGAACAAACUUGCAUAUUACGCCAGGUGAAACAAGGUGUUUUGAAAUCAAAGGCAAAGCUCCAUUAGAAGACUUUGGCCAUCACUAUGUUCCUUUGGCAUUAUUUUUUGUUAAGAAAUCUACAACACAACAGGGCGCAAUGAGUCGGGAAGAAAUGGAUUCGACACAAUAUAAAUUUUUAAUAUAUGUGUCCCUGCAUGUACUUGGGGAAUUGCACGAUGAAUUAGCCCCGACGUCCGUAUAUGAAAGACGCGAUAAUGUUCAAGAAUAUAGUUAUCAAGUGACAGUUCCUGGAGAACCACUUCCUGAGCACUCGAGGAACGGUUUAGCUGGCAGGUUGAAACGCGUCCCUAUUCCGCCAUAUCUGUAUAAUCAGAUAAGGAAAGGGUUUGCAAUCGUCAAUGAAAGGAUGAAAUUAAAAUCACGAUAUCUCAAAGACAUACUAGAUUGUCGCACAACAGAAGAAAAUUAUGUAACGAAGUUUCAACAUUUAUUAUGGAUUGAAGAGAUACAAUUGCACAUUGAUAUCCAACAGUAUAACAGGGCAGGCGUGACAUUAGAGCGACUUCAAAACAAGAUGCGUCUUGCGGUCCCAGGUCUUGUUGAGAAAAGACCAUCGAUUUUGCGAGGGGACCGAUUCUACAUCUACAUUUCUGACAGGCUGUCACAACGGACAGGUUACCCUGAGGAUCAGUUGAAUGUUGCCAUUGGAAACAUUGUGCUCAACAUGGAAUGCGAGGAGGAUGAACAGCGGGAUAGACGUAACGUUCGCUAUGAAGGGGUGGUUCACAAGGUUGAAUUAGAACAUGUUCUUCUUGGUGUUUCACCAAGGUUAAGAAGUUCAUGGUCAAUAGGAAAACGAUACGAUGUGGAAUUCCGAUUUUCACCGCAUAACAUGUCGGUCCAACAUCGAGCAGUCAAGCUUGCAGUCUCAUACAUGGAUAUUUUGUUUCCAGACACAGUGGGUCCACUGACUGAACAUCCGACCAUUGCUCAAAGAGAAUCGAUUAAUGGUCUAAAUCCCGAACAACAAAAGGCAGUGGAGAACAUAGUACGAGGAACCAGUCGUCCUGCUCCGUACAUCAUCUUUGGUCCGCCGGGAACCGGGAAAACUGUCACUGUUACUGGGGCCAUCAAACAGGUAUACAGCCUACAUCAAGGUAGCCGUAUUCUUGUUUGCUGUCCAGAAAACUCUGCUGCAGAUCAUAUCAUGCAGAUUCUUCUGACUACUGAUGAACCAGGCAUGACGGAAGACCUAUUCAGGAUGUAUGCUUUAUCACGACAACCUGAAACAUUGCCAGAAGGAAUAAUUGCAUCUGGGCGGCACAACUAUGAUCGGACCGGCGAGUGCUUCUUCUUUCCGACCGUUGCGACACUCAUGGGCUACCGGAUUAUUGUAACGACGCUAAUGACGGCUGGAAGAAUGGUGACAGCGAGGUUUCCUAAAAAUCACUUUACGCACGUCUUCAUUGACGAAGGUGGUCACGCGGUGGAACCAGAAUGCAUCGUGCCUAUAACGGGACUGAUGGAUCCAACAGCUGGACAUGGACGCGCACAGUUGGUGAUUGCUGGUGAUCCCAAACAGCUUGGACCAAUCAUUCGAUCAAAAAUAGCUUUGAACUUUGGUUUGCCUAUUUCUUUAAUGGAGAGACUGAUGGACGAUAUCACGAUGUACAAGACCCCAUACAAUCCACGCUACAUCACCAAACUUAUCCGCAAUUACCGGUCACAUGACAUGAUUCUUGAAAUCCCACGACGACUGUUUUACGACAACGAGCUUCAGGCCUUUGGUGAUCCAAAAGUCCUUAACUGCAUGCUAGGCUGGGAUAUGUUGCCAAACAGCAAGAUUCCCAUUAUGUUCCACUCAGUGUUUGGAACAGAGGAACAGGAGGGCGACAGUCCAUCGUGGUUUAACAGAGAUGAAAUCGCCCAGAUAGACAUGUAUCUGACUAAACUUCUGUCAAACACACACCACCACCUAAAACCCUCAGAUAUUGGAAUCAUAGCUCCUUACAAAAAACAGGUUGCCAAGAUAAGACGAAUGCUGAUAGCUAAUAGACAUAUUCUGAACCAGAACGAAAUAACUGUCGGAUCAGUUGAAGAAUUCCAAGGUCGAGAGUUCAAGGUCAUUAUCAUAUCCGGCGUACGCAGUGAUAUGAAUGCUUCCUACACGGACAUAGACUAUGUUUUCAAUCUUGGCUUCAUGCGUAACCCGAAGCGCUUCAAUGUUGCCAUGACACGUGCUCGUGCACUGCUUAUUGUGAUUGGAAACCCCAUAACGCUGGAACAGGACGAUUGUUGGAAAACAUUUAUUGACUAUUGUGACGAGAACAAUGCAUUCAAAGGACCGCGUCCUCGACGUAACAACAGAAGAAAUAACACCGAUUCUGCAGCAACGAGUACACCGAUCAUCGAUGACGUUUCGAGUCACCAUGCCGUCAGCAGAGCAUAAGGAUUGACGGACUAAUUAGCGGUUGAUACUGUGUACGGAUCGGACAAAAUAGUUUGUGUCCAUGUUUUCCGAGUCUUUGUAGUAUGUUUCAAAAUAUGCAAAUUUUAACGUGUUGCUUGAAAUGCAUUGUAUAUUUGUUUUUAAUAUCCUCUUAAAUAAUCAAUUUUGAUUGUAAUAAUCAACAUAAACAGUGUUUCAAUCACAAGCAUAUCUUAAUAGUAAUCCAAUAUUCAAAUAUAUUGAACUCAUUACGACUUGUUUAGAUUGACCUUAUAAUUACGUUAUAUUUUUCACGCUGUGAACUCUUAAAUUGUAUCAAAGUUAACCAUUAAUACGUCAAUAAUGAUUAUCAGCAAUAAAUGCAUUAUGAAUUUCUGCAAUAGGUUGAAAAUGAAACUAUUUAUUAGCCAAAAAUGAUUCUUCAAAUAAUCUUGGUAAAUAUUAUUGUUUUCGUAUAUUUGAUCUUGACGAUCUUGUGCAGCAACUGAUGCAUAUGCUCGUAUCUUUAAACACGCUAAGUAAAUGUAUAGAUAAGUUACCACGCUGUUUGCGUCCGCAUUAAAAUCGAUCACUGAUUGUUAACUUGAGGAUGGUUUUUACGGAAGCUCUUAACGGAUACGGCUUGUGAUCAAAUCAAAACGGUUCAAUUUAUUUUAACCUCCUUGAAAAUGUUUUUAUAACUUUAUUUAUUUCAUUGAAUUUAAAUAUAAAUAUUAAAGUUUUCUCGUUACUCAGAUAUCUUGUACAGAUGUAUCAAAGAAGUAUAUUAGCAUUAAGUUUUAGCAGAUCCUUCAAUAUCCUAUUAAGUGUGCUUCGUAUUCGGCAAAUCUGGUGUUUAAAUGAGACGCAAAUCUAACAGGCCAUAUGUUACACACAUAAUUUAAAUGAUUUUUUUUAUGAUUUGUAUUGAUUAUUUAGUUAAUUUGCAGGUAAUUACAAGACCUGCGUUAAUUUUUCGCAACUCACUUGUGUAAUUUUAAACAGUGUUGCUGACUAUGUAUUUCAUUGGACAAUUCACUUAAAUGUAUUUUCCUUUGCCUGAUAAUGUGACAUAAGAAAGUUGAAUCCGAAUAUGAAGAAGUUAUAAUUGUCAUAUAUGUGCUUGUACACAUUUGCAUAAUCUUGUAAUAAAAUAACACGGAUAAUC